GAACAUUCCAAAACCUCAAAAACAGCUGCGAAUCCUCCUCUCUCUCUGUUUGGUUCGUUUCAUUUUCUCGGAAAAAUCAUGGUGAAGGGUCCAGGUCUCUACUCCGAUAUUGGGAAGAAAGCCAGAGAUCUUCUUUACAAGGAUUACCAGACUGACCACAAGUUCAGUGUCACCACCUACACUUCCAAUGGAGUUGCAAUCACUUCAACUGGGGUUAAGAAAGGUGAGCUGUUUUUGGCAGAUGUGAGCACUAAGCUGAAGAACAAGAAUAUCACAACUGAUGUGAAAGUUGAUACUAAUUCCAACCUUCUUACAACUAUUACCAUUGAUGAACCUGCACCUGGACUGAAGAUGAUAUUUAGCUUUAUUGUCCCCGAUCAGAGAUCUGGGAAGUUGGAACUGCAAUACCAGCAUGAAUAUUCUGGAAUAAGCACUAGCAUUGGAUUGACAGCAAAUCCGAUUGUUAAUUUCUCUGGUGUGGUGGGAAACAAUGUUCUAUCUCUUGGAACUGAUCUCUCAUUUGACACUGCAACUGGAAACUUCAACAAAUGCAAUGCGGGCCUUAGUUUCACCCAUGCUGACCUCAUUGCUUCCCUGAAUUUGAAUGAUAAAGGUGACACUCUUAGUGCGUCCUACUAUCACAUUGUCAGCCCAUUGACUAAUACAGCUGUGGGAGCAGAGCUGAGUCAUAACUUUUCAAACAAUGAAAACUCUCUGACAAUUGGAACGCAGCAUGCUCUUGACCCCUUGACCACAGUCAAGGCUCGGGUGAACAACUAUGGAAGAGCAAGUGCUCUCAUUCAGCAUGAGUGGAGUCGAAAAUCUCUCUUCACCAUAUCAGGAGAGGUGGACACCAGAGCAAUCGAGAAGAGUGCUAAGAUUGGAUUGGCCUUGGCACUCAAGCCAUAGGCUGAGUUACUAUUCUUGUAUGAGCGAAAGGCAAACCUUCAUUUUGAAUAGGGGCCUAGCUAAACUUCCACGAAAUGGCCACGGAUUCCAAAUAAUUACUGAUUCGUUGUUAUGGAGAUGAAUUCUAUUUUGAGGGGUUCCUGAUGGAUUGGAUUUGAGUCUGGUUUCCUUUCUAGUUCCACACAGCUUGGAUUGAUAGGGAUGCAGUGUUAUUUGAAUAUGCAGGACAAUUACUGAUUCGAGGUUGGCUUGUCUAAUUAUGGAGAAAUGCAUUAAAAUCUUAUCUCCAAGUUCCUGAAAUAGGGUUUAUUUUUUUUUUUUCUUUUUGGGUCGGCAAGAAGUGUUUGGAA
Molecule: messenger RNA, 1259 nt
Organism: Rubroshorea leprosula
Lineage: Eukaryota; Viridiplantae; Streptophyta; Magnoliopsida; Malvales; Dipterocarpaceae
Source: the annotation of a GenBank genome assembly